GAGUCGACUCUCUCAGUUUAAAGCCAUUACUACUACUACUACGACUACUCUUUCCUUUCUCUCUACGCGUUUUCUUUCUCUUCUUCCCCUCUUUUGUAUCUUUUCUCACUUUUCCCUUUAUAUCUAUUUACUAUGUAUUUUCAGUACACUUUUUGUUCGACUGGCUAUAUAUAGGAUUUUCCGCCGAUCACUUCAAUUUUCAGCUUCGAUCAAAUCAAAUUCGGUGAAAUUCUUAAAAGGGUGAUCAAAGAUACCAAGUUACUGGAUCAGGACCUGUAAUAUAAUUGGUGAUGGCUCCAAGUAUUAGGAAGGCAAUUGGGGCAGUGAAAGAUCAAACUAGUAUAAGCCUAGCUAAAGUGGCCGGCAAUGUUGCGCCAGACCUCGAAGUAUUGGUGGUGAAAGCAACCACUCAUGAUAAUGAGCCAGCAGAUGAGAAAUAUAUUAGGGAGAUUUUGCACUUGACGUCCCAUUCUAGAGGAUAUGUGAGUGCUUUUGUUUUUGCUGUGUCGAAGAGGUUGAGUAAAACCCACGAUUGGGUUGUGGCAUUGAAGGCCUUAAUGCUUGUGCAUAGGCUGUUAACUGAUGGAGAUCCUGUACUCGGGCAAGAGAUCAUGUAUGCAAGUCGGAGGGGGAUGAGGGUCUUGAAUAUGUCCGAUUUUCGUGAUGAAGCUCACUCUAACUCAUGGGAUCAUUCUGGAUUUGUUAGGACUUACGCCUUUUACUUAGAUCAGAAGCUUGAGUUUACCGUCUAUGAUAGGAAGUUGAAUGACGUUGAUAUCAAAAAGAGGUUUGAAGAUGGUUAUGGGAUGGAUAGGGGAGAGAGGUCCUAUAGCGAGUUUGAUGAGUCCGCUGGAAGGGGAGAGAAAAACGGUGUGACACCGGUCAGAGAAAUGAAGCCCGAGCGGGUUUUAGAGAGGUUGAAUCAAUUGCUUCAGCUUCUUGAUAGGUUCUUGGCUUGUAGACCAACCGGGGCAGCAAAAAAUAGUAGGAUGGUGCUGGUGGCGUUAUAUUCACUUGUGAAGGAGAGCUUCAAGCUUUAUGCUGAUAUUUGUGAGGUAUUACAGUUUUUGUUGGAUCGGUUCGCAGAGAUGGAGUAUGCCGAUUGCGUCAAGGCGUUUGAUGCUUAUGUUAAUGCUGCAAAGAUGAUUGAUGAACUUGUGGGGAUUUACAAUUGGUGCAAGGAUGUUGGGAUUGCAAGGUCAUCCGAGUUCCCGGAGGUGCAAAUCAUCACUGAUAAGCUUUUGGGCACGCUUGAGGGUUUCUUGAGAGAGAGAGCAAAUAGGCCAAGGAGCCCCGAGAUAAAUAGGGCGGAGAGCUCAUUAGCAGCUGAAGAGGAGAAACAACCAGAUAUGAAUGAAAUUAAAGCUCUUCCACCGCCAGAGAAUUACAUUUACACCCCUCCUCCUUCUCAACCUGGACCUCAGCAAAGGCCAGAUACUCAGCGGGUAGCCGAGGACUUGGUUAAUUUGAAGGAUGAUGGAGUGACAGCUGAUGGCGAGGGUAAUAAAAUGGCGUUAGCUCUGUUUUCUGGGCCGGUAGCCAAUGGAAAUGACUCGUGGGAAGCAUUCCCAUCUGAUGGUGAGGCCGGACAAGUAACUUCAGCUUGGCAGACACCAGCUGCUGAGAUUGGCAAAGCUGAUUGGGAGUUGGCAUUGGUAGAAACUGCCAGUAAUUUGUCAAAGCAAAAGGCUGAUUUAGCAGGUGGUUUUGAUUCACUUUUAUUAAACGGGAUGUACGAUCAGGGGACUGUGAGGCAGCACGUGAGCAAUACUCAGGUAACUGGUGGGAGUGCCAGCAGCGUGGCAUUGCCUGGACCAGGCAACAGGUCUAAACCUAUGCUCGCGUUGCCUGCCCCUGAUGGAACAAUCCAACCAGUAGGGAAUCAAGAUCCAUUUGCUGCUUCACUUUCUGUGCCACCUCCUUCAUACGUCCAAAUGGCGGAAUUGGAGAGGAAACAGCAGUUGCUAACGCAGGAACAACAGUUGUGGCAGCAAUAUGCGAGCAACGGGAUGCAAGGCCAGAUGGGUUUGUCCAAACUUGCUGGAACUACUUCAGGAUACUACGGAACGCCUUUUGGAAUGCCACAAAACGCUGGAAUGGGACAGCCAGCAGGUUAUUACUUUACUCCCCUCUAAAUCACCUCCCGGAAAAUAUAUGGUAUUUUUACUGCAUUGCAGUUUUAUUAUGCUUUUAAGUCCAUACAAUAUUGUCCUUGUCUUGAAACUUGUUAUCAGCUCCUCGGCAAUACCUAAGAUGUGUAUUCUGACAUUUUGCCAAAGCGAGUUAAAGAAUGGCUUAUUGGCAAUGAAAACAUACAUAAGUAAUUUUCAUUUCCAUUUUCUUUUUCAAUAUAAGCUUUCAUUGCUGA
Molecule: messenger RNA, 2368 nt
Organism: Nicotiana tabacum (common tobacco)
Lineage: Eukaryota; Viridiplantae; Streptophyta; Magnoliopsida; Solanales; Solanaceae
Product: putative clathrin assembly protein At4g32285
Biological process (GO): clathrin coat assembly; clathrin-dependent endocytosis; vesicle budding from membrane
Cellular component (GO): clathrin-coated vesicle; clathrin-coated pit
Molecular function (GO): clathrin heavy chain binding; SNARE binding; 1-phosphatidylinositol binding
Source: RefSeq, a predicted model, not a curated record